Molecule: messenger RNA, 2689 nt
Organism: Rhagoletis zephyria (snowberry fruit fly)
Lineage: Eukaryota; Metazoa; Arthropoda; Insecta; Diptera; Tephritidae
Source: RefSeq, a predicted model, not a curated record
GAAACAUGAAUGAAUUCGAUGGUAAGAAAUUCUAUGGAUUUUCGCUGCACAAUGACCCAGAAUUGAUUACGACGACAAGAAACUUUGAAUUUAAGUACGCCCGCCCCGAGCACUUGGAGCGCGCCAUACUGAAGGUGCAACACAACGUGACUGAGCAUGACAGACACCGCAAAAAGGACAUCUUGAAUCGACUGUGUAAGGCAAGGAAAAUAACUGCCGUUAGCGAUGUGAAUACGCCUUAUUGUCGCGACGCAGAUGUCGAGACACAAGUUUCGCGCAAUGAUGCCACAGGACGCGUGCGCAAUUUGAGCGACAUUGAAAUCAACCAUCUGAUUGGUAAAGUGAAGAGCUAUGGCGACCUACGCAAGCAGAACUCAACCGAUACUUACGCGAAAGCUAAGGAUACCACAAAAACCGUAAAUCCACCAUCCGCAUUAAAGGGGAUUUUGCGACAAAGGACAUACGAAUUUCCUAGUGGCGGUAGCUUAGGUAACGCUUACCACUGUGGCGCGCGCCAAAGCCACAUGGGUGAUGUUUGCGUUGGCGUUGAUGACAACGGUGAUAGUGAUACAUUUUUUUCGGAGCCCACCUCUGAGGACCAAGUAGUUUAUCAUCCAUUCGACAUGCCGCAGGAAUCGUUAUUUGAGACACACACCAUGCAAAUGCCACAUAUGCGACGUGAGCUGCACAGCGGCUUAAAUAAGCUGCCCGAUGUGCCGGAAGAAGAUGAGUUACUCGCAUCAAAAACCGUAAUGCCAACGAUUGUUGAGGAAUUUCGGCAGCUUGAACCCAGGUGGGUGGAAAUUUGUGAAGUGCCAGCAAAAGCGACAGCUCAAUUGAGUGAAAUCAAAAUGCAAAUAGUCAAUGAUGGUGAAACGUUGGUGCAUAAGGAGUCUUCUCCCGAAAGAACCGAGCGUUUGCCAACCGAUGUCAUGUACACAAUGCAUUCGCAUGAGUUACAGCUGCCGCUACAAAUAAAUGCGCCGGAAAUGAUGUUGAAGAAUCAACCACCAACACCGCCUAGUCUGCCGAGCAUGACAGUUCCUUAUCAGCAAAGCAGCUACGAUGACAACGCUUCGACGUAUGACGUGGAAGAUAGUGAUCUCGAAUACGAGAUGAUGGGACGCGCUGAAUAUACGAAACUGUGUGGCCAACGCCCAAAAACCAUCGAGGAACUGAUCAACGAGUCGAAUAACAGCGAAGGCCUAGCACAAUUCAUCGAAGUCGAACCGGCGAUUGGCAGCCUUAAUUUAAGUUUGCUGAAGAAUGUCUCACCAAUACGCUACUCGGACGUGACCGAUGACCGCGAGGAGGAUAAGACCGCCGCUGGUAUAAAUCAACAGAUGAGAGUGUCCAUCAAUAAUCGUGCCAUAAAAUCGCCUUCACCAUCGCAAGUAAAGAAGGCAGCCAUAUCGCCUGUUAGGGAAGUAAAGAGAAAAAUAAUAAAAGCUCGAAAGAAGCCAGUUGAAGAGGUCAAAGCCAGUCCACGUAAAAAGUUGUCAGCCCCUGGCGCUGAUUUCUCACCGACAACUGAGAAGUCCACACGCACGAGUGGAAGAAAAUCUAGACCAACAACACCGAAGCAACACAAAGAUCGCAAAAGUCAAAAUAUCAGCUCCAACGAGUUGCGUGCUAUGAAAAAUAUCGUACUAACCAAAUCGAUUGAGGAUCUUAAAAUGGAAAAGAUGACAAUAUUUGCAAAAAUGACCAGCAUGCAAGAGCGAAUCAUUGAAACAUUGGAUAAGUUGCGUAUCAGCCUAUCAGAGCUUUAUGUACCGGAUAGCCACCAUGAGAAGACAAAGCGUCAAAAAAAUGCCUUCGAAUUCUCUGUAAGAUUUUCACGCAAUUUUCUGUAUCCUUUAAAAGGCAUGAUCGAGAAUCUACACAUAGUUUCGGUGGAACAAUUGUGCAGUGCCUCCUCAAAUGAGGCCACUCAACGUGUGCUCAAUAUUUUUUCACUUAUUCACCAAUCACUGCAGACCUAUUACAAGCAAUUGCGUUACUUUUUGCUCGAUCAGGUGCCGCAAAAGUUGCAUACGCUCAUUGAGUUGGCAGCAACAACGGUGAACAUUUGCCUGGAAAAGCAAAUCUUCGAUCGAAACGAUGCAAUAAUUGAGUGUUUACAAGAUCGUUGCACAAAAUUUCUAGGUUUUCUGGAGGAUAUGCACGAAGAACGUUUCCUUACGGCGCGUGAUAAUUACCGUAAAGCAAGUUUUCAUAAGACUGCAUCCAAUUAUAGCCUGAAAAUGUUUAUGAACGAUCUAAAUAUGUACGAGCCAAAAUUGGUGCCGAAAAAUCAUUAUAACCUUCGGCGCAAUCCCAAACAACGUCGCGUCUCAAAUCCUAGCGCGAAAAAUACAAACAUAAAAACGAAGACGAAAACAAAAAUCCACACAACAGCUCCAGCAACACCCAAAACAUCACACAUGGUCAUCAUAAAGCCCGAUGGGGAUCAGAUUUCAACUCAGAUCAACGAGUUAACAAACAGCUCGGGUAUCAUUCAUAGCGUAACAGAUAUAUCAGUGCCACCUGCUGAGCCGAGUAUGAAUUCCGAUAAGCAGCCCAACUUGAAUAAGGCGCUCGUCGAGGCAUUGCAAACUGUAACCAAAGAACAAAUGCGACAAGUGCUCCAACCUAUCAUGCAGACGCUGGGUACGGUGCUCGAGAAGAAGGUAAGUGUAUAAUCUUA